UCCUGUGCGCACGGAGCUGACGAGCUGAGCUUUGGAGCCGGGAACCGCCGCUGCUGUCGCCGCUGCCGCCGCUGCUAUCUGACAAGCCCGCUGGGAAUGGAAAUGUCUUCUGCUUCAACUCUCACGUCCCACUAACAUGCCAAACGCGACGGACGGAUCGAUGCGGCUAACAGCAGUCAAGGCUGAAGAUCAGGGGAUGAGUUUAUAAAACUACAGCGGAGAAAAGAGAAACAAAAGGAAUAGGAAGUCGGCUGCUUGGAAACUCCUCUUUUGUAUCAUCGUACCCUGCAGUCCAUAAGGCACUGACUGAUCCUGACGUGGAUUAAACAGUCAGGAAUACACCAACACCCACAGGCUCACCCCCCCUCCCCUCACUGCCAUGUCCUCCCACCUGAACCCACCCCUCCUCGUCCUCCCAAUCUUCUCUCUGCUCCUCUCCCUUUCCAUGCCCUCCACCUCCACUAUCCCCUCCUCCUCCUCCCCUCUCCUUUCCUUCUCCCCACCUGAAGGAGGUCUCACACAUUUGGUGGUGCACAACAAAACCGGCGAGGUCUACCUGGGCGCUGUCAACUGGAUCUACAAGCUGUCAAGCAACCUCACCAAGUUACGAAACCAUGUUACGGGCCCUGUGACAGACAACCCUCGCUGUUACCCUCCACCUGGUGUGCAGUCCUGUCCCCAUGAGCUGGUGCAAACCUCUAAUGUCAAUAAACUCCUGCUUCUUGAUGCUGCCCAUAACCGCUUAAUUGCCUGUGGGAGUACUUCCCAGGGAAUUUGCCAAUUCCUGCGUCUGGAUGACUUAUUUAAGCUUGGUGAGCCUCACCACCGUAAAGAGCAUUAUCUUUCCAGUGUUGCUGAAGCAGGCACAAUGUCAGGUGUCGUGAUCUCGCCGAAUAUCUUCGGUGAAGGUGGGAAAUUAUUCGUCGGCACACCCAUCGACGGGAAAUCUGAGUACUUCCCAACCCUGUCCAGCCGCAAGCUAAUGUCCAAUGAGGAGAACGCAGACAUGUUCAGCUUCGUCUACCAGGAUGAGUUUGUUUCCUCGCAGCUCAAGAUUCCCUCAGACACGCUCUCCAAGUUCCCAGCCUUUGACAUCUACUACAUCUACGGCUUCAACAGUGAGCAGUUUGUGUAUUAUCUCACCUUACAGCUCGACACCCAGCUCACCUCGCCCGAUGCAAGCAGCGAACAGUUCUUCACCUCUAAAAUUGUUCGCCUGUGUGUUGACGAUCCAAAGUUCUACUCCUAUGUUGAGUUCCCCAUCGGCUGCACCAAGGACGGAGUGGAAUACCGCUUGGUUCAGGAUGCUUAUUUAGCCCGACCAGGGGCGCGCUUGGCACGUUCGCUCGGUAUUGAAGAACACGAAGAGGUUCUAUUUACUGUAUUUGCCCAGGGUCAGAAGAACCGAGCAAAACCACCGAAGGAGACCGCUUUGUGUCUGUUCACGAUGAGACGGAUAAAGGAGAAGAUUAAAGAGAGGAUUCAGUCGUGCUACAGGGGAGAAGGGAAACUCUCCCUGCCCUGGCUUCUAAACAAAGAGCUGGCCUGCAUCAACUCGCCUCUGCAGAUAGACGAUAACUUCUGCGGCCAGGACUUCAACCAGCCUCUAGGGGGCACCACUGCCAUCGAGGGGAUCCCUCUUUACGUGGACAAGGAGGACGGCAUGACCUCGGUGGCGGCCUAUGACUACCGCGGACACACUGUGGCGUUCACAGGCACUCGCAGCGGGCACAUGAAGAAGAUCCUUGUGAACUCCAUUACCCAACCUGCCUUGCUGUAUGAGAAUGUGGUGGUGAGCGAUGGAAGCCCCCUUCUUAGAGAUCUUCUCUUCGGCCCGGAACACCAGUACUUAUACACCCUCACCGACAAACAGGUUACACGUGUACCAGUGGAGAGCUGUGAGCAGUACACCUCCUGUGGAGCCUGUCUGGGAUCAGGAGACCCUCACUGUGGCUGGUGUGUGCUGCAUAAUGUAUGCUCGAGGAAGGAUAGCUGUGAGCGAGCGGACGAACCUCAGCGUUUCACCACCAGGGUGGAGCAGUGCGUCCGACUCGCCGUCCAACCUGACACCAUCUCUGUCACCAUGUCAGAAGUGCAGUUGGUACUUCAGACGCAGAAUGUGCCCAGUCUGUCUGCUGGAGUGAACUGCUCCUUCGAGGACUACAUAGAGACAGAGGGACGCAUCUAUGGUGGACGCAUCUACUGCCUGUCGCCCUCUACGAAGGAGGUGGCCCCCAUCACACGAGACCAGGGUGAUCGACGCGUGAUCAAGUUGUAUCUGAAGUCGAAGGAAACAGGAAAGAAGUUUGCCAGCGUGGACUUUGUGUUCUACAACUGCAGUGUCCACCGAUCGUGUCUGUCAUGUGUAAAUGGAAACUUCCCAUGUUACUGGUGCAAAUAUCGGCACAUGUGCACGCAGGAUGCCAGCGACUGCUCCUUCCAGGAGGGACGAGUCAACACCUCUGAGGAGUGUCCUCAGAUCCUUCCCUCCACUCAGAUCUACAUCCCUGCCGGCGUCAUGAGGCCCAUCACCCUGCUGGCCCAGAACCUGCCGCAGCCUCAGUCUGGACAGAGGAACUACGAGUGCAUCUUCCACAUCCAGGGCAGCACGCACAGCGUCCCUGCUCUGAGGUUUAACAGCACCAGCAUACAGUGCCAGAAGACCACGUACGACUACGAGGGCGGCGACAUCAGUGACCUGCCGGUCGACCUCUCCGUGGUGUGGAAUGGAAACUUUGUCAUUGACAACCCGUUCAACAUUCAAGCUCAUCUCUACAAGUGCAGAGCGCUGCGGGACAGCUGUGGUAUGUGCCUGAAGGCUGACCCCAGGUUUGAGUGUGGCUGGUGCGUCCUGGACAAGAAGUGCUCCCUCAGGCAGGAGUGUAACGGUGGAGGAAACUCCCACCUCCCGCUGCAGCUGGGUGAAGGUGGAGGGUGGAUGCACGCCACCUCUGGAAACAGCCGCUGCACCCAUCCAAAGAUCACAAAGUUGUUCCCUGAGACGGGGCCUCGCCAAGGGGGGACCAGGGUGACCAUCCUGGGGGAGAACCUGGGUCUGCAGUUCAGAGACAUUCAGAUGGGCGUCAGGUUGGGCAAAGUGCCCUGUGUGCCUAUUGAGGAGGAGUACGUGAGCGCUGAGAGAAUAGUGUGUCUGCUGAACGACGCUACGGGCUACAGGGUCCAGGAGGCUCAGGUGGAGGUGUGUGUGAGGGACUGUGUCAACGACUACAGAGCCCUGUCGCCGAGGCCAUUCACCUUUGUGACUCCAUACUUCACCCGAAUCCAGCCGUCUCAGGGGCCCAUCUCCGGCGGCACCAGGGUCACCAUCGAGGGAAGCAACCUGAACGCAGGCAGUUAUGUGUCUGUCAGCAUAGGACCACAGCCUUGCUACUUCAAAAAGAGGAAUGCCCGGGAGAUAGUGUGUGUGACACCAGCUGGACUGGCAGCUGGCACUUCAUCGGUCUUGGUGGACAUCGACGACGCUGAGCUGAGAAACCCUGAAGUCAAGUUUAACUACACUGACGACCCCACUGUCCUGAGGAUUGAACCGGACUGGAGCAUUGCCAGCGUCUACCUGAGCUAA
Molecule: messenger RNA, 3583 nt
Organism: Platichthys flesus (European flounder)
Lineage: Eukaryota; Metazoa; Chordata; Actinopteri; Pleuronectiformes; Pleuronectidae
Product: plexin-A1-like
Exons: 17
Coding region: 380-3583 (1067 amino acids)
Biological process (GO): positive regulation of axonogenesis; semaphorin-plexin signaling pathway involved in axon guidance; regulation of cell shape
Cellular component (GO): semaphorin receptor complex
Molecular function (GO): semaphorin receptor activity; protein binding
Source: RefSeq, a predicted model, not a curated record